Molecule: messenger RNA, 5296 nt
Organism: Hemicordylus capensis (graceful crag lizard)
Lineage: Eukaryota; Metazoa; Chordata; Lepidosauria; Squamata; Cordylidae
Product: complement C3-like
Exons: 40
Coding region: 16-5133 (1705 amino acids)
Biological process (GO): complement activation; inflammatory response
Cellular component (GO): extracellular region
Molecular function (GO): endopeptidase inhibitor activity; protein binding
Source: RefSeq, a predicted model, not a curated record
CGCAGUUGGGAAGCGAUGCCGGGCCAGACGGCAGGCCUCGGCGUCGCUCUGCUGCACUCCUCGGCAGGCGAUCCGCCGCCGCUCGGGCCGCUACAGCCAAAUCGCCACCAGCCACCACCGCACUCGGCGGGCGACCCGCCACUGCCCGCCACCAGCACCGCCGAAUCGCCGCCGCCCACCACUGCCAAAUCGCCACCACCGCUGGCGAUCUGCCGCCUGGGGCGCCGGCGAAGCUACUCCCUCAUCACCCCUAAUGUUCUGCGGGUAGAGAGUGAAGAGAAGGUUGUGAUAGAGGCUCAUGGACUCAACUCCCAAACAGUGGUCACUGUCACUGUCCAUGAUUUCCCACAGCAGAAGAACACUUUAUUUGAGGUCACAGCUACCUUGAACAGAGAAAAUGGCAUGAUGGUGACCCCUUCCAUAAAGAUUCCUGUCAAACACAUGAAGAAGGAUUCCAAGCAAAACCAGUAUGUGACUGUCCGAGCCAGAUGCCCUCAUUUCCAGUUAGAGAAAGUGGUUCUGGUCUCCUUUCACAGUGGCUAUAUCUUCAUCCAGACAGAUAAAACUAUCUACACACCUGGAUCGAAUGUGCAUUAUCGUAUCUUCUCUGUGGGUCAUCACCUGGAACGUUCAAAUAAAACUGUGAUCAUCGAAGUUGAGACACCAGAAGGCAUUAUUGUCAGCCAGAAUAUCUUUGCCUCUAAUGUGAGAAACUUCCAGCCUUACCAUUUACCUGAGAUUGUCAGUUUGGGGACCUGGAAGAUUGUGGCCAAGUAUGAAGACUCCCCCCAGCAGUCCUUCUCAGCACCAUUUGAUGUCAAGGAGUAUGUGCUGCCAAGCUUUGAAGUCACAGUGGAACCAUCAGAGAAGUUUUUUUAUAUUGAUGAUGAGAGGGAUUUCAAAGUCUCUAUUGUUGCAAGGUUCCUCUAUGGGAAGAAACUGGAUGGUGUGGCCUUUGUACUCUUUGGAGUGAAAAUGGAUCAGGAGAAAAUAAACAUCCCAGACUCACUCAUGAGAAUUCCGAUUGUAGCAGGGGAUGGGGAAGCGACACUAACAAGAGCCAUGUUACAGAGCCGAUUUCGCAAUCUCACUGAUCUUGUUGGUCACUCCCUCUAUGUCUCUGUUACAGUGAUAACAGAAUCAGGCAGUGAUAUGGUGGUGAAAGAGAGAACAGAUAUUGGCAUUGUGACCUCUCCCUAUCAGAUCCACUUCACAAAAACUUCAAAGUACUUCAAGCCAGGGAUGCCCUAUGAAUUGAUGGCCUAUGUCACCAACCCUGAUGGCUCCCCGGCUCCCCAUGUCCCUGUGGUAGCAGAAAUCACCGAUACUACAAAUCCUAAAGAUAUUCUAGAGAGGAAUGCUGCAAUUACCCAGAAUGAUGGGACUGCUUUAAUGACCCUGAAUAUGCCUUCAAGAGAGCAACUAAAUAUCACUGUAAAAACCAACCAUGAGAUGCUCCCACAAGACCGCCAGGCCAACAAUACCAUAAUGGCUACAGCUUAUAAAACUCAGGGGGGAUCUGGGCAUUUUCUCCAUUUAGAGAUCAGAGCUGCAGAGGUCAAAGCUGGAGACAAUUUACGUAUUAGUUUCAUCAUGAACGACCGCCUUCUGUCGAGCAGAUAUUUCACCUACAUAAUCUUGAGUAAAGGGAAGGUGAUGAAGGCUGGGAGGCAGACGAGGACAGAUGGACAGAAUCUGGUCACCAUGUCUCUGCCUAUCACCCCAGAUCUCAUCCCUUCGUUCCGGUUUGUGGCUUAUUAUCAAGUAGGAAACAGUGAGAUCGUGGCCGAUUCUGUCUGGGUGGAUGUGAAGGAUACCUGCAUGGGAACGCUGGUUGUGAAAGGAGCAAGUGAGGCAGACAAUCGAAUUCAUGAGCCAAGAAGUCCAAUGGAAAUCAUGUUGGAAGGGGAUGCGAACGCUUGGGUUGGUCUUGUGGCUGUGGAUAAAGGAGUCUAUGUCCUAAACAAGAAGUACAAGUUUACACAAAAGAAGAUAUGGGACACUGUGGAGAAGAGAGACAUUGGAUGUACGGCCGGCAGUGGCAGGGACAACGUGGGUGUGUUUGCAGACGCUGGACUGACCCUGGUGACCAGCAAUCAGAUUUCGACACCCACAAGAUCAGGGCCAGAGUGCCCCCAGCCUGCAAGACGCAGACGCCGCUCCCUACAGCUCAUUGAGUCUAAGGCAAGCAAAGUGGUCCAGUAUGAGGAUCGGACUCUAAGGAAGUGUUGUGAAGAUGGGAUGAAGGAGAACCCCAUGGGGUACAGCUGCGAAAAGCGUGCAGAAUACAUCCUGGAUCAGAAUGCUUGCAAAGACACCUUCCUUGAAUGCUGUCGCUUCAUUAAAGGCAUCCGGGAUCAGCAGCAACGGGAUGAUCAUCUGAUACUGGCAAGAAGUGACUUUGAGGAUGAUUUCUUAUCGGAUGAAGAGAUCAUCUCCAGGACUGAGUUUCCAGAGAGCUGGUUGUGGCAAACAGUACACCUGACUGCACCUCCUAAUCAGCACGGGAUCUCUUCAAAGACCAUGCCUAUUUUCCUGAAGGAUUCCAUCACAACCUGGGAGGUUCUGGCUGUGAGCAUUUCAGACACAAAAGGGAUCUGUGUGGCUGAUCCUUAUGAGAUAACUGUAAUGAAGGAUUUCUUCAUUGAUCUGCGGCUGCCCUACUCAGUAGUGAGGAAUGAACAGGUGGAAGUUCGGGCUGUUCUCUACAACUAUGGGAAGUUAGACAUCAUGGUGCGGGUGGAGCUGAUACACAACCCAGCUUUCUGUAGUGCCUCCACAGCUAAGAAACGAUACCGUCAGGAGAUGUCCAUUAAAGCCCAGUCCUCCAGGGCAGUGCCGUUUGUGAUUGUCCCACUGGAGCUGGGGCUGCAUGACAUUGAGGUCAAGGCAGCUGUCAGGGGCCAGUUUGUGUAUGAUGGUGUGAAGAAGAAGCUGAAAGUCGUGCCAGAAGGGAUAGAGAUAAAGCUUGUAAAGAACAUUGACUUGAAUCCAGCUGAAAAAGGAGUUGAUGGAGUCCAGGAAGAGAUGAUCCUCUCCAAUAAUUUAGAGGAUAUGGUUCCCGACACAGAGCCCGAGACCAAAAUUAGCAUCUUAGGCAAUCCCGUGGCUCAGCUUACUGAGAACUCCAUUGAUGGGUCCAAAUUGAGUCAUCUCAUCAUAACCCCUUCUGGCUGUGUGGAGCAGAACCUGAUCGGAAUGACGGCACCAGUUAUCGCCACCCACUACCUCGACAACACUGGGCAGUGGGAGAAGCUCGGAGUGGAGCGCAGAGCUGAUGCAGUCAAGCAAAUCAUGAUUGGUUAUACACGGCAGCUGAAAUACAAGCAAGCUGACCACUCCUAUCACCCUUAUAGCAACAGCAAGUCGGGCACUUGGAUAACAGCAUACAUCGCAAAGGUCUUUGCCAUGGCUAGCAAACUAGCAAGUAUUGAUUCCACGGUCCUCUGUGGAAGUGUGAAAUGGCUGAUUCUGGAGAGGCAAAAACCAGAUGGAGUAUUCACUGAAGAAGCCCCUGUAUCGAGCACAUCAAUGACGGGAGGUUAUCAGUUUGGUGAACCAAAGGUGUCAUUAACAGCCUUUGUCCUGGUUGCAUUGCUGGAGUCCCGGGAUAUCUGCAGGAGUCAUAUCAAUAGUUUAGAGAACAGCAUCACCAAAGCCAGUGAUUACUUAUUAAGAAAGUAUAAUACACUGAAAAACCCUUACACUGUGGCCCUCACAUCCUAUGCGUUAGCCCUGGCAGGAAGCCUGAAUGACGAAAGCGUGCUCAUGAGGGCAUCAACAGGUGGAAACAGGUGGGGAGACCAGAAGGAUCGUACUGUUACCAUCGAAGGCACCGCCUAUUCCCUACUGGCCUUGCUGAAAAUGAAGAAGUUUGACCACGUUGGUCCCAUAGCUAAAUGGCUGAUAGCACAGAAAUAUUAUGGAGGAACAUAUGGACAUACCCAGUCAACCAUCAUGGUGUUCCAAGCUCUUGCCCAGCACGAGAUUGAUAUGCCACCCCCUAAGGGCCAGACUCUGGAUGUUUCUCUUCUGUUGCCACGACGUUCUCGGCCAACCACUUUCAGAAUUGAGGACCAAAAUGCCCUGGUUGCCAGGUCAGCAGAGACUCAUUGGAAUGAAAAUUUCACUGUGAAAGCAUCAGGGCAAGGACAAGGGACCAUGACCAUCAUGACAGUGUAUCACGCAAAGAUGCAGGAAGAGGCUGCUCAGUGCAGGAAUUUUGAUCUACAGGUCACCGUUGAAGAACUCCAGCUGAGUCAUAAGGAGACAAAAGGAGCCCUGGGAGCAGUCAAGAUCAAAAUCUGUACCAGGUAUCUUGGUGAAAUUGAUGCCACAAUGUCAAUCAUUGAUGUCUCCAUGCUCACCGGUUUUGUACCUGACAAAGAAGACCUUAAGAGGCUUUCUGAAGGAGUCGACAGAUACAUCACCCAGUUUGAAAUUGACAAUAUCAAGUCUGAAAGAGGGAACCUUCUCCUCUACUUGCGCAAGGUCUCACACACAGAAGAUGAAUGUCUGCAUUUUAAAGCUUACAAGUAUUUUGAAGUUGGUCUGGUUCAGCCAGGAUCAGUGAAAGUAUACAAUUAUUAUUCUCUAGAUGACCAGUGCACCAAGUUCUAUCACCCAUCCAAAGAAAGUGGCCUCCUCAAUAAGAUAUGCCAUGGUGAUGUUUGCCGAUGUGCAGAAGAAAACUGCUUCUUACGCAAUGAAGAGAUUCAUGUUGAUCCACAGUUCCGGUUUUUAGAAAGCUGCAAGCCAGCAGUGGAUUACGUGUACAAAGCCAGGCUGAUUCAAAAAGAAGAAACCAACAGUUAUGACAACUACAUCAUGCAAGUUGUAGAAGUUCUUAAAGCAGGGAGUGACCCAAAUCCACAAGGCAAGCCCCGCAAGUUUAUCAGUCACAUGAAAUGCAAGGACUCUCUGCAACUGGAGGAGAACCACGACUAUUUGAUCUGGGGGGACAGCACUGACAUGUGGCCUGAAAAAGACAAUAUCAAUUACCUGAUUAGCAAGGACACCUGGAUUGAGAAGUGGCCAAAUGAUGAAGAAUGUGAUGAGGAUGAAUUCCAGCAGCUGUGCCAAGAUUUAGCUGAGUUCUCCAAUUCAAUUGCCAUUUUCGGCUGCCCAACCUAACUACAAGAGCAUCAUCUGCAGCAAGUGCAUUAAAACAGGUUUGAAUGAAUGCUCAAGGGAUUCUGUAUUGCUUCCCAAAAUUUCAGCUUCCUAUAAGCUUUUUCUCUCCUAUUUUCCCCUCCAAAUUGUUUAUACAACUAUAAAAUAAAGAUGUAAUUUCUUA